This is a messenger RNA of Boleophthalmus pectinirostris (great blue-spotted mudskipper), 1179 nucleotides long. RefSeq names its product transmembrane O-methyltransferase (gene tomt). Gene Ontology annotation, molecular function: catechol O-methyltransferase activity. Gene Ontology annotation, biological process: developmental process; dopamine metabolic process; catecholamine catabolic process. The record is from RefSeq and is a predicted model, not a curated record. The transcript has 4 exons. The coding region runs from base 202 to 981 and encodes 259 amino acids. NCBI's taxonomy places the organism in Eukaryota, Metazoa, Chordata, Actinopteri, Gobiiformes, Gobiidae.
UUCUGGUCUGCUCCUCGUAGUGCAACUAUCUCUUUGCAUUGCACUUCCAUCCAGUACUUUUUAAAGGUCAGUGGAACUAACUUGAACAAAAGAGUGUUGCUUGAGUUGUUUGUACUUGCUAGGUUUAUGCAUUAUGGAAUAAUUUACCUACAUAGGUUAUGAAUGUGAGGUUGAAACAUUUUCUUUCAUUGUGGUUUUAGGAUGGUGUCUCCAGCCAUUGCACUGGCUUUUCUUCCACUCUUGCUGACACUAAUUAUCAGAUAUAGGCACUUCUUUCUGUUGUUUUAUCGAGCUAUUUUAGUAAGAAUUUGGAAAGACAUUACUACUGGCUUGAGCAGAGAGGAGCGAGCCUAUGAAUAUGUUUUAACACACGCCACCCCUGGAGACCCUGAUAGCAUUCUUGAUGCCUUUGAUACAUGGUGCACCAAAGUGGAGUUUAUCAGUAACAUUGGACCAAAGAAAGGGAAGAUUUUAGACCGUCUUUUGGUGGAGCAGAGUCCCCUGACAGUGCUGGAGCUGGGUACACAUUGUGGCUACAGCGCAGUGCGGAUGGCCAGGUCCCUGCCAUUGGGUGGCAGAAUUUACAGUGUUGAAAUGGAUCAACGAAAUGCUGCCAUUGCAGAGAAAAUUAUUCGUUUGGCAGGUUUUGAUGAUGAUACAGUGGAGCUAAUUGUGAGUCCUUCUGAUGAAGUAAUUCCCCGAUUGCGGUCUGACUAUGGACUGGAAAGACUGGAUUUAGUGUUCAUGGAUCAUUGGAAGAGAAGUUACCUCCCAGACCUACAGAUGCUUGAGGGAUCUGGACUGUUGGGAAAGGGAUCAAUAAUUUUGGCUGACAAUGUAUUAUUUCCAGGAGCACCAAAAUUUCUUAGACACAUUCGCAAAAGUGGUUUAUAUGAAUGGAAGAUUCAUAGAGCCAUGCUAGAAUAUAGCAAAGGUAUCAGGGAUGGGAUGGCUGAGUUGAUCUAUCUUGGAAUUAAAUAGGCUUGUUUUAAUUUUUUCCCCCCAAAAUAUGUUACCUUUUUAAAUGACUAAAAACACAACAUGGUAUGCAGAAAAUGUAAUUUAUAUAGUUACAUUUGUAAGGUGGUUUCACAUCCCUUUUCUAAACCACUGAUAAUGUGGUAAUUAUACGUGAUUUGAGUUCUACACAUUUUUUUACUCAAAUAUUGUGGAUAUUUA